This is a messenger RNA of Thamnophis sirtalis, 2852 nucleotides long. Lineage: Eukaryota; Metazoa; Chordata; Lepidosauria; Squamata; Natricidae. The record is from RefSeq and is a predicted model, not a curated record.
AGCCCUAACUCAAAGCACCUGCAUCUACUCAAAGUGAGCACUAUUAUUAGGAAUUUUGUUUCAUUCUAUUAUGACAUGUGGUUCUUAUUUGACAUCAGCUUCUGGUUAAAAAAAUAUGACUAACGUUCAUUAGAUCUAUUCAGGAACUCAGUAUUUCUCUCUUUUCAGUGAUCCAAACAAAUCUUAUCAGUCCAGAAUUCUCUGAAAAGAAUGAAAGGCUCACAUUAAACGCUCAAGGAGAUCAAAUAGCCAUCCACUCAAGAGAAGCAACUGCUAUGACCACAGAUACCAUUGCUGUGGCUUUUAUAUCAUAUGGUGGGCUAAAAACACUUUUACAAGAUACUUUACUUCAGAAUAGAACAUUCCUGGGCAAUGAAAUUCUGACAGAUGUUCAUAUGAAUUCUAGGCUGGUAAGCGUUUCUGCCAGAAGCAAGAAACAGAAUAUUUCUACCCCAGUCAAUCUCACCUUUCAGCAUCUCAAGAGUAAAGUUCCCCAGGAAAAGGCUCUCUGUGUCCAAUGGAUUUCUGGUGCCUUGUCAAAGCAUGGUUGCCAACAGAUCUUUUCUAACAUCACCCAUACAGAAUGCAGCUGUCAAUAUCUGUCCAGUUUUGCUGUACUGAUGGCCACAACUCAUAAACACGGAGAUCUGAUCCUCACUAUUAUUAGCUACCUUGGGUUGUCCAUCUCAGUCAUCUGUCUCUUCCUGUGUAUUGUCACAUUCCUCUUCUGCCGCGCCAGCCACAACAGCAGCACCUUCAUCCAUCUACACCUGAGUUUCUGCCUGUUUUUUGCAGACCUCCUCUUCCUAACUGGAAUAGAUAAAACAGGCAACAAGAUCCUGUGUUCGGUCAUAGCUGGAAUGCUGAAGUAUCUUUAUUUGGCCUGUUUUGUCUGGAUGUUCUUGGAAGCUAUCAAUCUCUACUUCAUCGUCAGAAACUUGAAAGUGGCCAAUUACAGUGGGGCCAGCAAGUAUAUGAAGAUAUGCAUGUACCUCAUUGGUUAUGGGUCCCCUGUCCUGAUUGUAGCUAUUUCUGCAGCCAUUAAACCUGGAGCCUUUGGGACUCUGUAUCACUGCUGGCUUGAUCCAGAUUUUAUCUGGAGCUUUAUGGGACCUGUCUGUGUAAUAAUUGGGGUCAACUUGGUGUUUUUCUGUCUUAUUCUGAAGAAUCUACAUACAAAAGUGGCAUCUCUCAAUUCAGAGAUAUCUUCAGUCAAAAAUACCAAGUCACUGAUAUUUAAGGCUAUAGGCCUUGUGUUCAUCCUGGGUGUGUCCUGGUGUUUUGGCCUCUUUCAACAUGGCCCUGUGGAAAACAUUAUGGCAUAUUUGUUCACCAUCACCAACAGUGUGCAAGGAAUCUUCAUAUUCCUGGUGUACUGCUUACUCAACAAAAAGGUGAGAGAAGCAUACUGGCAUUGGAUCUGUUGCAUCAGAGAGCGUCCACCUGAGGCUUCUGAGAUCAUAGUGACCUCUUUCCCCAUCAGCAAUCCUUCAACAAAUGUACCAAGUGCUACUGCAGUAGUUGACCAGAAAGUAGAAUGGGGGAACCCAACAUAGCUCAUUGUCUCUCUUUUGGACUCUUCUUUUCAGUGUGAACAAAACUGAAGUAAAAUUGAAUAUACUAAGCCCUUUGUUUUCUUGUUGGCUCUCAGCCCUUUACUGCAACUUGAAAUCCAGACCCAUGCUGGAAACAUAACUUUUUGAUCAUUCCCUAUUUUCAUUGCCAUUGUCUGUCUGUUUUUACUAUAGUAUAUAAUGUAUAUAGUAUAUGCUGUAUAUAGUAUAUAUAGGACAGUAUUCUGCUCUUUCAUAUUCAAGUAUUUCAAUUUUGCAAAGGACAUAUUUAAAAUGUUUUAUACAACCCUAAUACAGCACAUUUCCAGCCUUUUUCUGUACAUUGCUCUUUUAGGGAAUGUCAUGUUUACUAAGGCUGAACAUGGGUUGAAGGAAUACAAAGGAUGUGCCAACAUAACAGUAUCUUGACAGCAACAUUCCUCUUCAUAGUGACAGUGUACUUUUAAACUAAUCAAUAGAUUCAUUUUUUUGUGCUGCCAAAAAAAAGGAUUUAUUGUAGUCCUAAAUUCUUAUCUGUGGCAACAUAAACACAUUGAAAACUACAGACAUAUUUGCUUAGAGAAGGAAAACACAACUGAAAUAGUCCAGAAAAUCAAAAAUGUCAGUUUGGAAAUGAUCCAAGAAUGGUCAGUUUUCAGACCAAAAUUCUGCUAGGUUAUCCAAGAAAGUCAAAGCACCAUACAGUUAGGCUAGAAGGAGUUUGGAUAUAUCUGAGGAUGGGCAUGAGUAAUGUUGAUUGCCACAAAGAGCCAGUCAAGCCACAGUUUCCUUUAUAUUACUAGCCAUAUUUCUACAAGAUGAACCAAUUAAUAUGGCUAGUGAGAUAUACUUCUUACUUUCAAGUGGAUGGCUCAAGUUCCUUUGCUCUUCUCUUGUCAACUUGUGGUGUCUUCCUGGGUUUGGGACUUACCUAGCUCAACUUCUGUAUCAACUGACUCAGCCUACACUGACUGACCAUGUACCUCCUCUCUUCAGCCAAUCCCUGUGGUUGAGGCUGAGACUCAGAUUGGUCAAGCUCUUCUACUUCUGAACCCAAAAAUUCAGGCUAAUCCUUAACACACACUGAGUAAAGAUUAGAUGAUUCUACAACCAUACUGGUACAAAAAUAGUACAAUUAAUUAGCAAGAAACAACUUGAUUCUUCCAAUCCUAUCAAUCCAGAUGGAGUUGAAUAUUUAGGGAUAGUUUAUAAAAGGUUGGUGUUAAUUUUAAACUGCAGUCAAGAUCUUUUUCUAUAUAAUUAAAAAUGGAACUUGUGUCAUAGCAACAACUUUCAUUA